GCAUAGUGCUGUUGCUGUUGCGACCUGCACCCCCAGCCACGAGAUCCCACGGCAGCAGCCCACUAUGCCAGACACAGACGCGGCUCUGCCGAGGCGACGCCAGAACGUUGCAUGUGCAACUUGCAAGCUACGACGCGUAAAGUGCGACCUGUCCGCUCUCCUCCAAUCCCACACCUCCUCCCCUUCGGACCCAGGCCCGUCUUUUGGCACGAGCGCAUCUGCUCCAGAACCGUCCUUGGCCGACCUCAUACGCCGAAACCCAGAAAUCCACUGUACAAAUUGUACAGAUAGAGACAUCAUCUGCAACAAAGACGGGAUACUCAAUCCCUCGAGGACAAAGCAAAAGGGAAAGAGAAUCACAGAGGCGAAACGUCGAUAUGGAGUGAACGAGCAGGGUGGUACAGCGAUUGCAGCCCCGACUUGCUCUGCCUCGUCUGGCACGUCGCGCACCAGCCACUCGCCUGUCGCUCCCGAGCCAGAUUUCAGCCCCUUUGAUGGCUCGCGGCCAGAUCCAUACCUCGCCCAGGCGACUCGAGAGGACCUUGAACUGCCUUCCCUAGACUAUGAUUUCUCCCCUUCGACACUACCUUCGAGCUUCAUGCCCAAGCCCCUGUGUCCGCCUCCACGCCCUCCUCCAACUCAAGUAGAGUUUAGUGGGCAGUAUUUCAAUGCUAUCACUGUACCUCGAAACUCGGAGGCGGCGUCGAUAUGGUGGCAGUUUGCCAAUCAGCCACAAGAGACCAUGGCGCAUAUCACCAGAACAGGCAAGACGCCCCAGGCAUCACCUGCUGUCGAAUCUGCCACCAGCUUGUGGGAUUCAACUACAUUGGGAGGACAGGUUAUGGAUCACGUGGGAUCAUUCGCAAGUGCUCCCUCGCUGACCCCCCUGGAAGCCAUCGCCCUCGACCGGUCAGCCUUCGAACGGUCUCGCGAGGCUUCUUCUGUCAACCUCGAUCCCUUUGUCACCACCAGCCUUCAGCGAAAAAGAUCCCGCGAGCCCUCAUCGAGCCCGACCACUAGCAGGAAAACGUUGGCCCAAGCGCACGACCCAUGGCAGCUAUGGAUGGGAGACGAUGAAUCACGAGCUAUGUUACUUUGGGGUAGGGCAGAGGAUAUGCAGGAGAGAUUGGCGAACAGGGCCCUGGGUACAGAGCUCAGUAGACACCUGGUGACCACGUUCUUUCAAGCGGUCCACUUUUCCUUCCCGGCCAUAUCGCCCGAGUCAUUCUAUCUCGAAUGGAUGCGCGCUGGACAGCGAUCGGAUAGAAUGACCCCCGCUCAGGAAGUACUCUGCUCGGGUAUGGAAGCGUGGGGCGCGAGGUACUCUGACAACCCAAUGAUACUGGGAUUGCAACCCCACAUGGCCGGACUAGCCCCGAGAGUCAUCAUGUCAGACGGGACGCUCAAGCCAACAGGUAUCGAAAGAAGAAGUCAAUGGGGCCGCGCUCGCAUGCCCGCUUGUAGAGCUCUUAUCGAGCGUACUCGGAGAUUGGUGGAUAGCACGGGCCUCAUGCGAAAACCAAGCGUUACAGGCGUGCAAGCCCUCACUCUUUUUGUACAACUGCUAUUCACCUCGGACGAAUCAAUCGGCGAGGCUAGGCUGUUGGAAGCAAAUACUAUACAAUCCACCAUUCUCGAGCAAAUGAGGCUUCUGGGUCUCAUGUGGGGCUCGGAGCAGCCGAUUGCACAUGACCGCGCAGAGCUUCCAAUGACCUUGACCCAAAUGAGGAUGAAGCAAAGACGUCUAUUCUGGACCCAUGCUAUCGUCGACGCAUUCUGGUCUGCAUCCUCUCGCUCUGCGCCGAAAAUUCUCGAUGAAGACCUAGAAUCGGCCGGAAAGUGGGUACGGACCCUACGAAGCGCUUUGCCGCCCUCUUCAUUUGAAGCCCUUGCAUUCUUCCUAGAAUGCAACUUCCGCAUCGCCAAAGUCGUCCGUGGAGUGGCAUUGAACAUGGCCAUUCCGAGCAAAAAGAAGGGUGCAAUAGAUGUAGAGCAAUUCUGCAGGGACGCAAGAAAUGCCUGGAAAGAAGCGGACUCUAUCACUGAUGAACUCAACCGACACACGUCUCACACGCUCAAUAGCUGCUCCAAAGAUGAGAUUCUUGGUUUCUCGCCCUUGAACUUCUUUCUCAAUCUCCGUCUCUCAGUCAUUUCCCUUCUAUUUAUCGCGCAUGACCUUAUCCGCGAACAGCUCGAGUUCCGCAAAACCCUAUCUUCCGCGUAUAUCGUUGCGAGCGAGGACACAGAGUCUGUUAUGGGAGGCGAUGUGCCGGAGAUUAGGAGGAUAUGGAAGGCUGCGCAGAGCCAUCUGGAGAUGAUGCAAGCGCUAGACCGGGAGAGUGUGGAUAUGUUGCUGAGCGCCUGUAGAGGCCAGGUGCACAUGUUCAAGACGGCUAUGCACACUGGUAUCAUGCAAACGGCCACUCUCAUAUUACGAGUGCUUAUAUUCACUACCAAGUUCCUCUGUGGGGUGCCUACAAACGAGCAAGGUUAUCCGACAAGCACUCGAGGCGGACGUGACUGGACAUGGGCGCGGAAGCAGGAAGAAGUGGGACAUUGCGUGGAAGCUCUAUACCAGAUCGGAUGGGCUUGGGGUGAUGUAGGACCUGUCCUCGAUGACAUUGAACGGACCAUGGAACGACACUCGCGGACGCACGAGGAGCUGUCAAUGUUUCAAGGCAUCCUACAAACCGCACCAAAAGAGACACCAGAGGCUGAAGGGGCGAGAGAGAGGAGACAGGAACGCAAGGAGAGUGAUGAGAAGGCGAUUGAGGCUGUGAUGCGCUUCUGGCCGGCCAUAUCUGUGCCCCAAUUGAUCGAGGAGGCUCUCAGACCGAGCCAUCAUCGGUCCCCGAGCUCACAGUCUUCCAGCUCAUUCCAAGCUGGUCCCAUUGAGCUUAAUUCAGCGCAGUUCUCGGCAGUCAUGUCAUCGCAUGGCUCCCUGUCUGCGGCUUUCUCGCACGGAAACCUCGAGGUUCCAAGUGCGACGCCUCCCUUACAGCACUUGAACCCUGCCGCUGUGCGGACUACUGCGACUCCUGCUUCCGAAUCGUCUUCCCGUCAGACUAUCUCGGACAAUGGGUUCCCCUCACAGCCCGACUUUGACGAAUUCUUGAAAUUUCUCAGUGCCACUGAGGAUGGCACUGGUGACGUAUGGCAGGGGGCGCAGAAGCCGCAUACACCCAUCGUGGGCGAUCCCAACGGAAUGUUUGCUGCAAUGAUGCUUCAAUAUGCAGAAGGGUCUGACUCAAAUAAGAAUUUGGGUGGCGCCGGGCAAAUACCAGCAAAAUUGUCUUUGGAAGGUGCCAGUGAUGAUGUCAGUGUGGAGAGUAUAUUGAACGAGCUAGAGAUGGGCGGCUUGCAACAGAUGGGAGCUUCCGAUAACUGGGAAGCUUCGUUCACGGCCAAUUUUUUCGAGACCGAAACUAAGGGGAAGGGUGCGGGGCAGUAGAGUGGCGCGUCUUGUACAUGAUGCACAUGUGUGAACAGAUG
Molecule: messenger RNA, 3492 nt
Organism: Cryptococcus amylolentus CBS 6039
Lineage: Eukaryota; Fungi; Basidiomycota; Tremellomycetes; Tremellales; Cryptococcaceae
Exons: 17
Coding region: 65-3451 (1128 amino acids)
Biological process (GO): regulation of DNA-templated transcription
Molecular function (GO): zinc ion binding; DNA-binding transcription factor activity, RNA polymerase II-specific
Source: RefSeq, a predicted model, not a curated record